Talaromyces proteolyticus is the source of this 549-nucleotide messenger RNA. Its product is annotated as monooxygenase. The record is from RefSeq and is a predicted model, not a curated record. The transcript is spliced from 3 exons. Gene Ontology annotation, molecular function: oxidoreductase activity. The coding region runs from base 1 to 549 and encodes 182 amino acids. Lineage: Eukaryota; Fungi; Ascomycota; Eurotiomycetes; Eurotiales; Trichocomaceae.
AUGAAUCUUACGAACUCCUCAAUCUGGAACGGUUCGACCGGAUUUGUUACUGUCGGUGAUGGACGUUGCGUGACCGAUGGGCCAUUCUCUGGGCUCCGACCUGUCCUGUACAAUCACACUUACUCUCAGCACUGCCUCUUACGGGGAUUUCGGGACGGGAGCAAGGCUGGACGCCUUCCUUCCACCCCAUUCAGUCCAGAAUCAGUCGGUGGAUUACUCCGAGAGCCAACAUGUGAGAAGUUCGUCCGGCAGAUCGAGUUCUCCGUGCACAACAUUAUGCACCUGUCAAUCGCCGGGGAUUUUCUGGCGCUGACCGCCGCAAACGACCCUAUCUUCUUCGUUCAUCAUGCGCAGCUCGACCGCUUAUGGUGGCAAUGGCAGCAAGAAAACCUCGGGAAGCGAGUGCAGGAGUAUCAUGGAGAGCAUAUGUUUAACUCUACCAGAAAAGUGAGUCUCAGUGACAUGACUAUGGUUGGAGGACUCGCCGAGGACAUUCCAGUGUCUAAAGUCAUGAAUACGAAGGAUGGAUUUCUGUGCUACCGCUACUGA